CAGUAUCACUCUCUCAUUAACAACUAACUACAGUUCAAUUGAAACGAAGACAUAUGUUUGGAAGAUGAAUUUAUGUACAUGCUCUUUAUUUAAAUUGUGUUCUUUUCAAAUAAAAUAUUAUUUGGUGUACCUUCAACAGCCAAAGAAGAAAGAAAACAAAUGAGCAAGAACGCUGAACAGACAUUGAGAAAUAAAUCAUCUUACUUUCAUCCUAUUAACCACAAAGUCAUCAGGUACUGCCAAGAGCUCAAUAACAACCGAACAUAAUUUCAAUUGUGGUUAAAAUAAAGGCAGGGCUUAAAGCACAUCUAUAUAUCUGAUAUCAACACUGCAGUAAAAAAAAAUUACUCUCAUAUAGCGAGGACAGUAACAGUUACCGGAAAAGCAAAGAAAGAAAGAAAGAAAGAAAGAAAGAUGACACAAGCCUUUAUUCUGCUGUUGUUCUUUCAGUGCUGCUGUGUCUCAGGGCAGCUUCUGUUAGGAUAUAGGCCUAACUUUAGUCCUCUGGCUGAUCUGGCUCUGAAGGUUUCUGUUGAUGCCUUCAACAGGCAGUCCAGCCAUUUCAGUCUACACAAGCCAACUAGCAAAGCAGUUCAACAGAUCACACUGGUACGUGACAAUAUGUAUGACAUUCUGCUUGAUUUCGGAAUAAUGGAAACAGACUGUCUGAAAUAUGCCAGAAGAGCAUAUAUGGACAGUUGCCUUUUCAAACGGGAACGUUUUGCGUCAAAGGAAUUGUGCUCCAGUCUUGUGCGUGUUGGCGGCACGUUUGUGGCUCCUCUGGACAUCAGCUGUAUUGCUGAUGUAGAUGCACUGAGGUCCAGCUCAGAGUCCAGCAGCGAGGAGCUCUUUUUCCAGAGGACAAGACCUGCUCCAUUGCGCUCUUUCUCUCCAGGAGUCAUUCUAUGCCAAGGACAAUUUGACUGUUCCAGAUUACUGCUGUGAUUUGAAAUAAAUGUGAUUAAAUCAAACACACUUUUACAAGAUGCAUCCAAGAGAGAGAGGAAAAGAAAAAAAAACAGAAUCAUGUUCUAACAAGCUUAAACUGUUAUAAAAUGAAGUGUUUAGUCAUAGAUUGCAGCGGUGUGUGUCGUAAUCGCUCGAGUAAUGUACUACCCAAGGCACAUUCUUUUACAUUUGGUUUUAAAAGGCGCAUACACUUGUGCACAUAAU
Danio rerio (zebrafish) is the source of this 1173-nucleotide messenger RNA. NCBI's taxonomy places the organism in Eukaryota, Metazoa, Chordata, Actinopteri, Cypriniformes, Danionidae. The record is from RefSeq and is a predicted model, not a curated record.